UUUAUUACAUAAAUAUAUAUGUUUUACCCUAAAAUAAUAAAUUCUAACAAAAUCAAGGGAAUUCGAUGAUUAACCAAAGGCUUCAGCCAAUAGCAAAUAGCUCAUCCCUAAAAAUAUAAUGAAGAUUGAAGGGAAAGGAGCAGGAAGCAAGACUCUCCCUUUCUCAUCGCCUUAAAAUCCUUGAGAGCUCUGUUUCUUCUUUCUCCUUUCAGGGUUUCAUUCCUCUCUUUUCAACCUUCCGUUUCUCUUUGCAGAUGGAAGAUUAGAUCCACUCUUGUUACAACCAUAUCUGCAAUAGCGGAUUGAGCUCGCUGCCUUGGCAAACCCUAGAUCCAAUUAUUCAAAUUACCCAAGAUCCCCUCUCUUUUAUUUGAAUUUCAAUUAGAACCCCAACCAUGGUUGGCGCUACUACUCACCAUCAACAACAACAACAACAAGCCCCUCAAUUGGCUCCUCCGUCAUCGUCAUCAUCAUCGGCAGCUCCGACAACUUCACCAGAGGAAGACGAGUUCUUGAAAAGAAACACCGAUUGCGUUUACUUCCUUGCUUCUCCCUUAACCUGCAAAAAGGGAAGUGAGUGUGAGUAUCGCCAUAGUGACAUUGCAAGAGUCAACCCUAGGGAUUGCUGGUAUUGGUUAAACGGGAACUGCUUAAAUCCAAAAUGUGCUUUUCGUCAUCCUCCUCUUGAUGGAUUACUGGGAGCUGCUGAUGUUUCAACUCCCAUGGCAGUGGCACCACCAACUUCUUUACCUACACUAACACCACAUCCUGCUCCUUAUCCUACACCCAAACAAGGAGUUGCCUGUAUCUUCUUCCAGAAGGGUUUCUGCUUGAAAGGACAUUUAUGCCCUUUCUUACACGGGCCACCAAAUUCAGUCAAUAACAAACCCGCACAACCCGGGUCAGCUAACCCGGUCACCGACCCUCCUAAGAUGUCCAUUCAGGACCAGAAGUUUACACCACCGGAAACCGCCCAAAAGCCGGUGGAAUUCAAAGGCAGACAACCACCACCUCCCGCCAGAAACGGUGGUAAUAAAAGAGAACGUGUGGUUCUGCCACCUGUUAUGGGUGAAACCCUGCCUACUAACCCUAACCCUAGUGUUAACCAUGGUUACUAUGUAUCAGAAAACGAGAGAGUUUUGAAUGUGAAAGAUGCUGAUGAAUAUUCUAGAGAUCCUUCCCCUGGUUUUGAUGUUCUUGUGGACAAUCAGGUUGAAGAUUCUGAAUAUUAUCGUGAAAAUGAUGAAUUUGUAAGAUCAAGAGGUCAAGAUUAUGAUGUUGACCAUGAUCAUCGUGAUUUUGACCAUUAUAAUGAACGUGAAGGACAGUUUGCAUGGGAUGAGAGUAGAGAAUCUUCCGGAAGGAUGUUGGUGGGGUCCGCUCAUCAAGAAAGAAGACCGUAUCCUAGAAGUGAUAGCCCUGAUCACUUAGAUUUGCGCCACCGUAUAUCAAACCAACGAAGGGUUUCCGAAAAUACCCUCGACCGGAGGCCAAGGAGGGAUAGCCACCACCACGACCACCACCACCACAACCGCCGCCAGGAACAGGGUGGUGCUCUGAGUAGCCGGCUUAGAGGAAGAAUCAAGAUUCCGGGAAGGUCGGUGUCUCCGAGUAAUGAAAACAGUUCGAGGGUAGAAAGGGAAAUUGACAUGGGAAGAAGGCAUCAAUCAAGAUACUCACCUGGAAGACCUUUGUCUCUUAACUCUAGGGUUAGGGACAGGAUAAAGGAUAACAAUGGUGAUAAUGAUACAAAGUUUGCUGGACCAAAAAGAUUAUCAGAGUUAAAAAGUGGAAGAACAAGUGAAGUUCUUGAAGAUGGAGAAAUUUUGGGAAAAAGAAAGUACCCAAAAGUGGAGGAUAAUUUGUCAUUUGAAGGACCAAAGCCUCUUAGUGAGAUUUUGAAGCGAAAAAGAAGGACUGAUAGUGAUAACCGAAUUUCUUCUGUGAUCAUUGAAGAAAAGAAUAAAAAAGAAGAGAUUGUAAAAGAAGAAGAACACAUUGUUUUGAAUGAUUUUGAAGCAGAAAAGCAAACAGAAGAAGAUGGGAAAUCGUAUGCAAAUGAUGAAGUGAAUGAAGGUGAGAUGGUGGAUGAAGAUGCAUUGCUUGAUGAGGAGCUUGAAGGUUAUGAUGAUCAUGGAGAUGGAGAUUAUGAGUAUGAUCAGAUUGAUGGUGAAGAAGAUUAUAACUUGGAUGAAGGUGAAUUUGUUGAUGAAGAGUAUGAAGAGAAAGAACUUGUGGAAAAUAACUGA
Molecule: messenger RNA, 2249 nt
Organism: Lactuca saligna
Lineage: Eukaryota; Viridiplantae; Streptophyta; Magnoliopsida; Asterales; Asteraceae
Source: the annotation of a GenBank genome assembly